This is a messenger RNA of Elaeis guineensis (African oil palm), 1126 nucleotides long. Its product is annotated as probable E3 ubiquitin-protein ligase XERICO. The record is from RefSeq and is a predicted model, not a curated record. Gene Ontology annotation, molecular function: zinc ion binding. Lineage: Eukaryota; Viridiplantae; Streptophyta; Magnoliopsida; Arecales; Arecaceae.
CGCAUCUGGCAAUCAUCUCCCAUGACUCCACCUCAACCUCUCGCUGCCUCUCUGCUUUUCCUCUCACCUAAUUAUACUUGAAGCGAAAGCCAAGCCAAGAAUCCAAAAAGAAAGAAGAAGAGCAACACCUUUUCAAGAAAACUGCUGAGAUCGAGAAGUGGGAAUAGAUCGUUGCUUGAUACCACUUGUUUCUCCCGGAUCGCUUCUGGGCGAGAUCCAAGGAGGCGCGGAGCGAAUCGGAGCGGUCUGAUCUCAUUGAUCCGACGGCGAUGGGUCUCUCGAGCUUGCCGACGCCCUCGGAGGGCGUCUUGACCCUCCUUCUAGCGAACACCGCCCUCACCGUCUCCAUCUUGAAGGGGCUCGCCCGCUCCGUCCUCCACGUUCUCGGCUUCCGCCCCUUUCCCCCGGCGCCGGACCCGGCCGUGCCCGCCUUCGACUGGUUCUCGGAGCCCACACUCACGGAGCGGUUCCGGAGCAGGUUCCAGCCCAUCCGGUUCGGGUCGGCCUUCGGGCGGCGGCGCCAGCAGGCGGUCGACUGCCGGGUUUGCCUGGCCCGGUUCGAGCCGGAAUCGGUGGUGAACCGGCUCCCCUGUGGCCACCUCUUCCACAAGGCCUGCCUCGAGCGCUGGCUCGACUACCACCACGCCACGUGUCCUCUCUGUCGGUCCCACCUCCUCCCCGCCGACGAGCCAUCCACCGCCGCCUCUUCUUCGCCCUUUUAUUAGGACCACCGUGACAGGGUUCGAAGAAGUAUUUGGUGUGGUGACGAUACACGGUAUCUUUCCGUAGGAGUUUUUCGUGGUUUUUUUAUGCUGCCGUUGUGGUUUUACUUCUUGUAGAUGUCCGACGAGUGCUGCGUGUACAGGUGCUAACUUUCUAAAAGGAAUUUAUUCUAUUUUUAGAAGGAACUAGAAUGCUCGUUUUCUAAUUUUGGAUAUUUGUUUAGUCCUUUUCAUCAUCGGUUUAUGGCUUGGGUGUUUUGAAUCUGAGCUGUUGGCUGUCUUCCGUUAUGGGUGUUUGGAGUUGGAUGAUAUGUGAUAUCACAAUGGCAACAUGGGUAUGUAAUGUUGUUAGUACAUAUUUGUUUUAAUAUAUCAUGUAGCAUGGGAACCGGAGGAUUAUCUCC